This is a messenger RNA of Scutellospora calospora, 459 nucleotides long. The record is from the annotation of a GenBank genome assembly. Lineage: Eukaryota; Fungi; Glomeromycota; Glomeromycetes; Diversisporales; Gigasporaceae.
AUGUACUCUCUAUUUAAUUUUAACACUUUACUUGGGCUUGGGAAUCGAAGACUUGCAAAAACCGUGUUUUCUGGAACUUUAAAGAAUUUUAGUUCAACAAAAGUUUUUAAUAUCAAAUCUUUACCAAGGGUUUUCAAUAAUCCAAAUGAAAAAUCUAAUUUGGUUUAUCAAUCUUUUAUUCGACCAUCAAUAUUACCAUAUUUUGGUAAAGUUUCAUUAAAUGCUUUUGAUAACUCUAUUCGUCUGAAGACAGUAUAUAAAUAUAAAAUGAAAAGUCACUCUGGAACCAAAAAAAGAUGGAGAGUUACAGGUCGUGGGAAAUUCAAACGUGCUCGACCCGGUAAAGCACAUCUUAAUACAGGGGUUUCACGAGCGCAUUUACUUCGACUACGAAAAACUGCAUAUUCUCAUAGGACACAAAGAGAUCAACUGAAAAAGCUUUUACCCUAUGCCUUUUAG